AUGGCGCGCUGCAGCCUGGCACUUGGCGUUUGGAUCGCGCUGAUUGCGCGGAUCUGUCCGGUGGCGGGGCGAUGUCCCAGUUCGCAGGAGAUGCUAAAGAAUCUCACAACCGACUAUGAUUACUUGGCUCAUCCCGGGCUCAUGACCAACGAACAGGUGCAGGUGAAAGUGAUGCUCUACAUCACAUCCAUUGUUCGGGUGGACCAGAAAGAACAACAGCUGGCCGUGGAGGGCUACUACAGAACUCAAUGGACGGAUCCGCGGCUGGCACUCGCGAAGCGCUUCGAGGGUUGCGAGUCCUUGACAUUGCAGCAGCCCUUGCCCGCAAGUCAUCCUGUCUGGGUGCCGGACAUCUACUUCGACAAUUCGGUGUCAGAGUGGUACGGUGCUGGAUCAUUGACGAUCUAUCCAGAUGGUUUAAUUUUCACCUCUCAGCGCUUCUACCACCAGUUUGGUUGUCUCAUGUCCUUUUCACGGCUUCCCUUCGACCAGCAAACUUGCACCAUCAAGAUGGGAUCCUACUCCUGGGAUGUGAGCAACAUCAACGCCACGGUCUUCGAUGGAGGUGGUGUGGACCUGCCCGAGGACUACAAGGGGACCACGGAAUUUCGCCUGUCAGGAGCUACUUCCGAAGUUGAAACCCUUUAUUUCCAUGCCACUGGAGUGCCAGUAGGCUACAGUUAUGUUCUUGUCCACCUGGCCCUAGCAAGACUGUCGGACUCGCACAUGACGUUUGUGUUUGUGACGUGCAUCCUCUUCGCCUUCGCGUCCUUCAGCGGGCUCUUCAUCAACCGGGCAGUGGCACCCGCGCGGGUGGCGAUUGCGGUCAUUCCGGUGCUCAUCAUGCUGAACCUGGAGAACAAUGUGAUCAGCAAUCUGCCGCCCUUGAACUACAUGACCUGGCUGACGAGCUACUUGCUCUACAUGAAGUUCUUCUGCCUCAGCGCUGUCUUCGAAUACGGUUUGAUCAGCUACCUGCUGCAGGUGGAGACGGCGCAGGAAAGGAAGUUCUUGGCCUUCAAGCAUCUGGCAGCCACCGUGAGAAAGAAGGAGCAGGAAAAGGAAGCUGCCGCGAAAGCGAGUAUGAUGAGCGAAGAUAUUCCGCAAAUUGUGCCCUUUGCAUCUCCUCAGAUCAAGCCAAGCAGAGGUGGGCCGACCGUGACACAGGUGGUGGAUGGGCUGCCCCCGGUGGAGUUUGAUGGCGUCACCGUCACCAAGGAAGACGCUGGGGGAGCUUAUAACUUCCUCCAGAAGGAGUUCUCUCAAGCCUACCGCGUCUUUGAUCGAAACAACAACGACCAACUCUGCUGUCGAGAAGUUCAGCUGGGUUUCCGUCGCUUAGGGCAGUAUUGGUCCAAGGACCAGGUGCAAGAGUUGUUCUAUGCCUUGGGCAUCAGUGGGAGGAAGAUGACUUCAGCCGACUUCAAGAGAUUCAUGACAGAUGUGGACAAGUACUUGCCUGGCAAGGCCAUGCACGUGUCCUUCUUCGAGCAACCGCCGUCAUUUCAAGUUGAUGUGGCCUUCCGAAUCUUCUACAUCACAGGGGUCGUGGCGGUCACAUGUGAACGUGAGCUGUUGGGCCGCGGAUUCGAAGCCUGGCGUGCGGCGUGCAGACCAAGCUCGCCCAUGGGGUCACCCAGGGGUCCGCAGUUGCCAGGUGCCUUGCUACUGGAAGAUCUGCUGAUGGACGAAGAACUGAUUAUUGCGGACCUGGACUAUGAGGAUUGUCAAGGGGAAGUGACGGACGUCAUGGAAUCGGAAGUGAUCAAGCGCGUGAGUGACAUCAUCACAAACGCCUUGGAGAUUGCCCAGGAAUAG
This is a messenger RNA of Cladocopium goreaui, 1818 nucleotides long. The record is from the annotation of a GenBank genome assembly. NCBI's taxonomy places the organism in Eukaryota, Dinophyceae, Suessiales, Symbiodiniaceae.